Messenger RNA from Seriola aureovittata, 5955 nucleotides. RefSeq names its product phosphoinositide-3-kinase, regulatory subunit 4 (gene pik3r4). NCBI's taxonomy places the organism in Eukaryota, Metazoa, Chordata, Actinopteri, Carangiformes, Carangidae. The record is from RefSeq and is a predicted model, not a curated record. Gene Ontology annotation, molecular function: protein serine/threonine kinase activity; protein binding; ATP binding. Gene Ontology annotation, biological process: late endosome to vacuole transport; autophagy of peroxisome; protein phosphorylation. Bases 377 to 4426 code for a protein of 1349 amino acids. Gene Ontology annotation, cellular component: phosphatidylinositol 3-kinase complex, class III, type II; phosphatidylinositol 3-kinase complex, class III, type I; late endosome. The transcript has 22 exons.
CGGAUUCAUAACAACAACUCGGCUAAUCGGUUAGCUGGUUAGCUUCGUGAUUCAGGCUGCUACUUUUGUUUAAUAUUCACGGUUACCGUCAGUUUACCGCGGCGCGGCGUUUCACCGGUGGCAGAAGAGGACGGCAGCUGAUUGGCUGCUGUAGCUGACGAACCGAGACACGACAUGAAGACGGUUAAUCUGAAUUCAGGCUGAAGUUUGUUACCGUUAGCGGCAGUUAGCGGUGUCACUGGAACCGAAGGGACAUCGACUACUGUUAGCCUGCUAAAGCUAACACAACAACAACAACAACAACAACAACAACAACAACAACAGCCUGUCAACAGCAACUGAGGCCACUUCAUCAGCCGUUGUUCGUUGAGGCGUGAUGGGAAAUCAGCUGGCUGGCAUCGCGCCCUCUCAGAUCCUGUCUGUGGACAGUUACUUCUCAGACAUCCAUGACCAUGAGUAUGAUAAGAGCCUGGGCAGCACUCGCUUCUUCAAGGUGGCCCGGGCUAAACACCGGGAGGGCCUGGUGGUGGUCAAAGUCUUCGCCAUCCAGGACCCCUCGCUGCCUCUGACCAGCUACAAGCAGGAGCUGGAGGAGCUGAAGAUCCGGCUGCACUCCUGCCAGAACUGCCUUCCCUUCCAGAAAACCUCCCUGACGGAGAAAGCUGCGAUCCUGUUCCGCCAGUACGUUCGGGACAAUCUGUACGACCGUAUCAGCACCCGGCCAUUCCUCAACAACGUGGAGAAACGCUGGCUCGCCUUCCAGAUCCUCAACGCCGUUGACCAGGCGCACAAAGCUGGCGUCCGUCACGGGGACAUUAAGACGGAGAAUGUGAUGGUGACCAGCUGGAACUGGGUGCUGCUCACUGACUUUGCCAGCUUCAAGCCCACGUACCUGCCGGAGGACAACCCCGCAGACUUCAACUACUUCUUCGACACGUCCAGACGGAGGACAUGCUACAUCGCACCAGAGAGGUUUGUGGAUGGAAGUAUGUUUACCACAGAGAGCGACCAGAACACGCCGCUGGUGGACCUUACCAAUAACAACCAGAGGAGCAGAGGGGAGCUCAAACAGGCCAUGGACAUCUUCUCUGCAGGCUGUGUGAUAGCUGAGCUGUUCACUGAGGGCGUCCCGCUCUUCGAUCUGUCCCAGCUGCUGGCGUAUCGUAAAGGACAUUUCCAGACGGAGCAGGUCCUCAUGAAGAUAGAGGACCGGAGCAUCCGAGAGCUGGUGGCUCAGAUGGUGCAGCGGGAGCCUGAGAAGCGUCUGAUGGCGGAGGAGUAUCUGAAGCAGCAGAGAGGCAAAGCCUUCCCUGACAUCUUCUACACCUUCCUGCAGCCGUACAUGGCUCAGUUCGCCAAAGAGACCUUCCAGUCAGCUGAUGAGCGAGUGCUCGUCAUCCGAAAAGACCUCGACAACAUCCUGCACAACCUGCGAGGAGCUCCUUUCCUUUCAGGCUCCUCCUCCUCGUCUUCAUCUCAGGAAAGCAGCGAGCGCGUGCUGAGCUCCAGGGAGGAGCAGGGCCUCAUCGUCCUGGUGUCCGUCAUCACCUCCUGCCUGCAGACGCUGCACUCCUGUGACUCCAAACUGGCCGCCUUGGAGCUCGUCCUGCACCUGGCUCCCCGGCUCGGCGUCGACAUCCUGCUGGACCGCAUCACGCCCUACCUGCUGCACUUCUGUAACGACCCCAUGCCCCGCGUGCGCGCUCAGGCCGUGAGGACUCUGGCCAAAGUGCUGGCGCUGGUGAAGGAGGUGCCGAGAAACGACGUCAACAUCUACCCAGAGUACAUCCUGCCAGGCAUCGCCCACCUCGCUCAGGAUGACGCCACCAUCGUCAGGCUUGCGUACGCAGAGAACAUAGCUCAUCUGGCAGAGAGCGCGCUGAGGUUCUUGGAGCUGGUUCAGGAAAACAACGUGAACACAGAGCAGGACCUGAACGGGGAGGACACGGAGGAAACACUUCACCCCAACGAAAACUACGACUCAGAGCUGCAGGCGCUGCAUGAGAUGGUGCAGCAGAAAGUGGUGACGCUGCUGAGCGACUCGGAGAACAUCGUCAAACAGUCGCUGAUGGAGAACGGCAUCACGCGUCUCUGCGUCUUCUUCGGCCGACAGAAAGCCAACGAUGUUCUACUGUCUCACAUGAUCACCUUCCUCAACGACAAGAACGACUGGCACCUGCGCGGAGCGUUCUUCGACAGCAUCGUGGGUGUGGCGGCAUACGUGGGCUGGCAGAGCUCGUCCAUCCUGAAGCCUCUCCUGCAGCAGGGUCUGAGCGACACCGAGGAGUUUGUCAUCUACAAAGCUCUCAACUCUCUCACCUGCAUGUGUCAGCUGGGCCUGCUGCAGAAACCUCAUAUCUACGAGUUUGUUAGUGAUAUUGCUCCGUUCCUGUGUCACCCCAACCUGUGGAUCCGUUACGGGGCGGUGGGCUUCAUCACCGUGGUCGCUCAGCACCUCAAUGUGGCCGACGUCUACUGCAAACUGAUGCCCCACCUCAACCCUUUCAUCACCCAGCCCAUCAUCCAGAUCGAUAAGGAGCUGGUGCUGCUGAGUGUCCUGAAGGAGCCAGUGAGUCGCUCCAUCUUCGACUACGCCCUGCGCUCCAAAGACAUCGCCAGCCUCUUUCGACACCUGCUGCUGCGGCAGAAGAAGCGCGCUGGAUCUAUCCCAGAAUGCCCCACUCCCGAGGACCCGGCCAUCGCUCAGCUCCUCAAGAAGCUGCUCUCACAGGGGAUGACAGAGGCGGAGGAGGACAAGCUGCUGGCGCUCAAAGACUUCAUGCUGAAAUCCAACAAGGCCAAAGCCAACAUGGGCGAUCAGAGCCACCUGGGAGAGGCAGCCCAGACCGGCGUCAUCGACCUCGCCUUGCUCGGCAUCACAGGCCGCCAAGUCGACCUGGUCAAACCCAAGCCAGAGGCCGAGGACAAGAGAGAAUCCACCGCUGCAGCAUCCGCGAGGAAACACACGAAGCAGGACUCCACCAUGAACGAGGAGUGGAAGAGCAUGUUCGGAUCCCAGGAGCCGGCCUCCGCUCAGCCCGCCACGGCUGCUGACGGGCCGGCCAGUCAGAUCAGGAAGAGCACCGUGGCCGCGGCGGUGCCUGUGCUGCAGUCGGUGGUGAGUGGCCCCGCCUACCAGCGCCGCAUCAACACCUGCAAGGCGGAGCUACAGCAGCUGGUGCAGCAGAAGAGGGAGCAGUGCAACGCUGAGCGCAUGGCCAAACAGAUGAUGGAGAGCGCAGAGUGGGAGAGUCGACCUCCUCCACCUGGGUGGCACCCUAAGGGGCUGCUGGUCGCCCACCUCCAUGAACACAAAGCUGCCGUCAACCGAAUCAGGGUCUCAGACGAACACUCCAUCUUCGCCACGGCGUCCAAUGACGGCACUGUCAAAGUCUGGGACAGUCAGAAGAUGGAGGGCAAGACCACGACCACCAGGUCGGUGUUGACCUACUCUCGUAUCGGCGGCCAUGUUAAGACGCUGACCUUCUGUCAGGGCUCACAUUACUUAGCCGUGGCGUCAGACAACGGCUCCAUCCAGCUGCUGGCGGUUGAAGCAAACAAACCUCCGAAAUCCCCCAAAGUCCAGCCCUUCCAGACCAGGUCUCUGGACCUGCAGGAGGACGGCUGCGCGGUCGAUAUCCACCAUUUUAACUCGGGCGCUCAGUCUGUGCUGGCGUACGCCACCGUCAACGGCUCGCUAGUCGGCUGGGACCUUCGCUCGAACUCCAAUGCAUGGACGCUCCGCCACGACCUCCGCCUGGGACUCAUCACGUCCUUUACGGUGGACAUGCACCAGUGCUGGCUCUGUCUCGGUACAAGCAGCGGCACCAUGGCCUGCUGGGAUAUGCGGUUCCAACUCCCCAUUUCAAACCACUCCCAUCCUGCUCGAGCACGAAUCAGACGGCUGCUCAUGCAUCCGCUCUACCAAUCAUCAGUGAUUGCAGCUGUCCAGGGGAAUAAUGAAGUGUCGAUGUGGGACAUGGAGACUGGAGAUCGUAAAUUCACUCUGUGGGCGAGCUCUGCACCUCCACUCUCUGAGAUGCAGCCGUCUCCUCACAGUGUUCAUGGGAUCUACUGCAGCCCAGCUGAUGGAAACCCUCUGCUGCUGACGGCCGGGUCAGACAUGAGGAUCAGGUUCUGGGACUUGGCGUAUCCAGAGAGGUCGUACAUCGUGGCCGGAGGAGCCAACGACUCGCUGCACUGUCCGUCUGUUCUGUACAGCAGGAAGAUCAUUGAGGGAACCGAGGUCGUGCAGGAGAUUCACAGUAAACAGAAGAGUGGCGUGGUGGAGGACUCGCCUCGCCGCGGCCCAGAAUCCCUUCCUGUGGGACACCACGACAUCAUCACUGACAUCGCCACCUUUCAGACCACACAAGGCUUCAUCGUCACGUCGUCCAGAGACGGCAUCGUCAAAGUCUGGAAGUGAAGAUCUGCAGUGAAAGACUCACACACAGGAAACGUGUUGGUGUGUGUUGGACAGAUGUUUUCUCUCUUCUCUCACAGUGACAACUUCCUGUCAUGUGGUUUCUGAUCUGAGAGAAGAGGAAGUUCAACCGCGUGAAGCCACCUCCAAGUGUUCAUCAAUGUCUCCAGGCUUAAUAAAGCUUCUGCUCCUCCUCCUCCCUCCUCUUCCUCCUCUUCCUCCUCUUCCUCCUCCACCUUCUCCCAGUUUUCUCUGAUAAUGUGUAAAGUGACUCCUCAUAUCUACGCAGCCUGGCAGAUGUUAGGGACCAUGUUGUUCCGGAUAAAACACAAUAUAAACAAUAUAAACAUGAUAUUUUUCUGAACAUCAGCUGUAGAAAAGUUGGUCUCAUGUUUGAGUACGAGACUCGUGUUCCUCAGAUUUUCUUUUUGAAUCCGUUUCAGUGGAAACAUCUGCUGCGUUUCUCAUUUAUUAUACACUGAAUCUGUUUCCACAAAAUGUGAUGAGAAUUUCUUUUAUUAUUUUUCGAUGUUUCAAAUCUAAACAUGAUCUAUAUAUACUCAUUAAUAUAAGUUUCAGCUCUAAUUUAGAUGAAUGAAUAUUCUUGUCUAUCUCUCAGUCAUUAAUGGUUUUGAAUUAUUCUUAUAUACAAUGGGGAUGUUCUGAAACAUGUCCCAGUUUCCCAUCAUGCUUCACACUGUGGCUGGUAUUAUCAUUACACAGGUAACCUGCAGAAACCCUGUAUAUUGAGUUGCAUUCUGGGAAAUGUAGGAUGUAGUUUGACCUGACCAUUAUGUUUUAAUCUGUCCCGUCUGUUUGAUGGAAGUCUGGUAUCAGAUAGGUGGAGGUUUCCAUGACAACAGUGUGUUAUUAUAAGGGAUGUAAUGAUGACACAGUGUUGUGUUCACCAGCCACAAUGUGAAGCGUCAAACGUGGACGGACCUUCAGUUCAAUUAAAUACGUGUUCACACAUGAGCAACUUUACACCUGACACCUGCCAGGUUCUGUGGGUCCAGAACCCCCGUAGAUUCUGCGUUUUGAGACGCUGCAGCAAACGACAGGAGGAGGAGCUACAGGAAAAAUGUACACGUUAAAACACGUUUGUCAUUUGCAGAUUUCUAAAAAACAAAAUCCUCUAAUGAUCAUCAUGAAUUCAAACAUGAGAGAAUUAGAUCAUUUUAUUCAUUAUAUGAAGAGACGAUAAAUGAAAACGUCACAUGUGAUUCUGCAUGAUGGAUGUUGUUACUAUGGCAACUUCAUCAUUUCCCUAAAAUCUGUUUAUUGGUGGGUGAGACAAAAUAAGACAUUGACCUGUGGCCCUCUCUCUCUCUCUCUGUCUCUCUCACCCUCUCACCUCUCACCCUGUCUGUCUCUCUGUCUCUCUCUCUAUCAGUAGAUUUUGUACAGACGUUAUAUUAAAUCUGAAUAGUAUAAACUUUGACACUUGAACUAAACGUCAGAGAUGUGACUGACCACAGACGAACCAUGUGACCUGCAUCUCAGUGUUGAAAUUAAACCUGCAGCAAAGAUUA